Messenger RNA from Scedosporium apiospermum, 1062 nucleotides. RefSeq lists its product as uncharacterized. Lineage: Eukaryota; Fungi; Ascomycota; Sordariomycetes; Microascales; Microascaceae. The transcript is spliced from 2 exons. The coding region runs from base 1 to 1062 and encodes 353 amino acids. The record is from RefSeq and is a predicted model, not a curated record.
AUGACGAAGCCAAGCGGGCCGCCAUCCAAGGCGUCGGCCUCCAAGAUGUCCUUCCUUGUGCCUAUUGUUGGGCCCAUCAUUGUUGCCUCGACUGGCUACGCUAUGUGGAAGGUGCAAUGGGCAACUCUUCUGAAAGCCUUCUUCACUGGCCCCGGUCGUCUCCAGCGCAUCUUCUUCCUCCUCUUUGCCUUGUUUAACUGGAAGAACAUGCCCUUUGCGUGGACUGCCCGAGUAUUUUACGCAGCUUACUACCAUCAUUUUAUCCGCCGGGCGCCAACCCUCGGUCCUCGAUCCCUCUUUGCACCGGUCAUAUCCCAUUCUCGCGCGGCGCUCCUUGAAAUCGAUUACAAUGUCCACAAGUCCAACUCAACCUAUUUCGCCGACCUCGACGUUAGCCGCACACACCUUGUCUCCUACAUAUGCGGACCAGGCUUGCGCAGCGUCUACAAAAACAAGGCCACACAGCUCGUAAUAGACCCUAGAACCCAAAAGCCUGCUAUCGGGAAGCUGGGUAUUAUUCUUGGCGGUGUCCACUGUUCGUUUCACAAAGAGAUAUCACCGUAUACAACCUUCGAGAUGUGGAGCCGAGUUCUAGCUUGGGAUCGGAAGUGGUUGUAUAUAGUUACCCACUAUGUGCCAAGCGGACUGGGCAGGCCAUCCGAGUGGCUGGACCCGAGAUUCGGUCGGUGGAACCGCAACGCGGGCAAGGAGCCUGCCAAGGACUGGGAAAAGAAAAUCUAUGCUACCGCUGUGAGCAAGUACGUUUUCAAGAUCGGGCGAUUGACAAUUCACCCAGCCCUUAUACUGGGUGAGAGCGGGCUCCUCCCCGAGCGUCCAGGUGGCUGGCUAAACGAUAACCCUGCCUCCGGAAACGGAGAGGUGGUACAAAAUGGCGACGUAGCGGACCUUCGGGCGUAUGGGGACGAGUGGGAUUGGCAUCAGGUUGAACAGCGACGCUUAGAAGGGAUGAAGUUUGCAGAGAGGUUCCACUCCAUGGACAGCCUGCAAAUGGCCUUUGACGGCGGCCAAGGGCCUGUCGUAGGCCGAUUCGGCCCUGGUUGA